GGCCAGCGCUAAGCGCGCGCCGUACGGGAGGGAACGGUGACGGACGCCACCGCAGCCCUUGUCCCCUGCCCAGCUCCGCUCUCUCUGUCUGGCCCCGUUCGCCCAGCCCGGAGGGAGGCCCAGGGACCGCUGCUGAGAGCGUGGCGGGCGUGCGAACUCCGCCCAAUCCCGAGGGCUUCCCAUGGGAGUGACGGCGGCUACGGCCAAUCAGCACCGCUCGAGGGGGCUGGGCCCUGAGGAGAAUAAAAGCAGCCCCAUUGAUGACUGAAAAUGACAAAGCAUCCACCUAACAGAAGAGGAAUCAGCUUUGAAGUGGGAGCCCAGUUGGAAGCCCGGGACCGUUUAAAAAACUGGUAUCCAGCUCACAUAGAAGACAUUGACUACGAAGAAGGAAAAGUACUCAUCCAUUUCAAGCGUUGGAACCAUCGUUAUGAUGAGUGGUUUUGCUGGGACAGUCCUUAUUUACGCCCUUUAGAGAAAAUACAGCUGAGGAAAGAGGGUUUACAUGAAGAGGAUGGAUCUUCUGAAUUUCAGAUAAACGAGCAGGUCCUUGCUUGCUGGUCUGAUUGUCGUUUUUAUCCAGCCAGAGUCACUGCUGUUAACAAGGAUGGUACUUACACUGUGAAAUUUUAUGAUGGAGUAGUUCAGACUGUCAAACAUAUUCAUAUCAAAGCUUUUUCCAAAGAUCAGAAUAUUGUGGGUAAUGCUAGGCCUAAAGAAACAGAUCACAAAACUCUUUCAUCAUCUCCUGAUAAACGAGAGAAGUUUAAAGAGCAGCGAAAAGCCACAGUCAAUGUGAAGAAAGACAAAGAAGAUAAAGCCUUAAAGACAGAAAAGAGACCCAAGCAGCCUGACAAAGAAGGAAAGUUAAUCUGUUCUGAAAAAGGAAAGGUGUCUGAGAAAAACCUUCCCAAGAACGAGAAGGAAGAUAAGGAGAACAUUUCAGAGAAUGACAGGGAGUACUCUGGAGACACUCAAGUGGACAAGAAACCAGAAAAUGACAUUGUGAAGAGCCCUCAAGAGAACUUGAGGGAGCCAAAAAGAAAACGAGGCAGACCCCCUUCCAUAGCUCCUACUGCUGUGGAUUCAAACUCUCAGACAUUACAACCAAUAACAUUGGAACUGAGAAGACGGAAAAUAUCAAAGGGAAAUAACAUUCCAUUAAAACGUCCUCGACUUGACAAAAAUUCAUGUCAUUUGAAAUCACCUUUGGAAGCUGGCCAGGUCUCAUCUACGCUAACUUGCCACUCCUUUGGGGAUGGAUUAGGGUCUGCAGGUUUGGAGUUGAACUGCAAGUCAAUGGGAGAAAACACUAUGAAAACAGAACCAGCAUCUCCUCUUGCUGAAUUAAAAGGGAUUUCGACUGUGGAAGUACCCAGUACUUUUAAGAAAACAGAUGAUUUUGUAACAUCUAAUGUGCCAGCUGUUGACCUGGACCACAAAUUUAGAUGCAAGGUUGUGGACUGUUUAAAAUUUUUUCGCAAAGCUAAACUGCUACACUAUCACAUGAAGUAUUUCCAUGGGAUGGAGAAGUCACCAGAGCCAGAGGACAGCCCAGGGAAGAGACAUGUCCAAACAAGGGGCUCUUCAGCUUCUGACAAGGCCAGCCAGGAGAGUGUGACCAGGAAGCGUGUCUCCACCAGUUCUCCAACUGCAAAAGACAAAGAAAAGAAUAAAGAGAAAAAGUUCAAAGAGUUUGUGAGAGUGAAACCAAAGAAGAAGAAGAAAAAGAAAAAGAAAACCAAACCUGAAUGCCCCUGCAGUGAGGAGAUCAGUGACACUUCCCUAGAACCAUCGCCACCCAAGCCAUUUGCUGUCACCAGGUGUGGGUCCUCACACAAGCCUGUGGUCCAUAUGGGCCCACAGCUCCAUGGCUCAGAAUCUGGCAACUAUAAAGGGAAAUCAAAAGCAUCUGAGGAGGAUAAUUUGAGUGAGUCUUCUUCUGAGAGCUUCCUUUGGAGUGAUGAGGAGUAUGGUCAGGAUGUUGAUGUGACCACGAACCCAGAUGAGGAACUUGAUGGAGAGGACCACUAUGAUUUUGAGGUGGUUCGUUGCAUCUGUGAAGUCCAGGAGGAAAACGAUUUCAUGAUUCAGUGUGAAGAGUGCCAGUGCUGGCAGCAUGGGGUCUGCAUGGGAUUACUGGAAGAAAAUGUGCCUGAGAAAUACACCUGUUAUAUUUGCCAAGACCCACCAGGUCAGAGGCCUGGCUGUAAGUACUGGUAUGACAAGGAGUGGUUGAGCAGAGGACAUAUGCAUGGUCUAGCAUUUCUGGAAGAGAACUACUCCCAUCAGAAUGCAAAGAAGAUUGUGGCCACCCACCAGCUUCUUGGGGACGUGCAGCGAGUGAUUGAGGUUCUGCAUGGCUUACAGCUUAAGAUGAGCAUUUUGCAAAGCAGAGAGCAUCCUGACCUGCAGUUGUGGUGCCAACCUUGGAAACAGCACUCAGGGGAAGGGAGAGCUCAUUCCAAACAUGUCCAUGUCAUGGAUGCCAGGAGCAAGGAAGAAGCUCCCAGCUAUAGAACUCUGAAUGGGGCAGUGGAGAAGCCCCUGCCGCUGCCCCAGUCUGUGGAAGAGUCCUACAUCACUAGUGAGCACUGCUAUCAGAAGCCUCGGGCCUACUACCCUGCCAUGGAACAGAAGUUGGUGGUAGAGACACGUGGCUCUGCCCUUGAUGAUGCAGUCAACUCACUCUGUGAGAAUGAUGAUUCCCUCUCUCCUCGCCUGGGUUGGCCUCUGGACCAAGACAGGAGCAGAGGGGACAGCGACACCAAACCCAGUCCCCCAAAGGUGAGGGACUAUGUCUCCAAAAAGGUCCUACCAGAGGAAGCCCCUGCUCAGAAGCUGCUAGACAGAGGUGGAGAGGGGUUGGUGAGCACCCAGCAUCAGUGGCAGUUUAACCUGCUGACACAUGUGGAAUCUCUUCAGGAUGAAGUCACACACAGGAUGGACUCCAUUGAAAAGGAACUGGAUGUGCUGGAGAGCUGGCUGGAUUACACUGGGGAGCUGGAGCCCCCAGAGCCAUUGGCCAGGCUUCCACAGCUCAAGCAUUGCAUCAAGCAGCUGCUGAUGGACCUGGGCAAGGUUCAGCAGAUUGCUCUCUGCUGCUCCACAUGAAACUGGGCACCAAGGACUAAUGGGGGUACAAUCCUGGGGCACCAGAGGAAGAGCUUCACAUAUUUAAAUAAACCUAGCAUGCUGAAUGCACGUGACACCGACUGACUUCAGGGAUCUGGCUAGGAGUGUGAUGAACAUUGGACAAAGAGGCCAUUUUGGCUGCUGGAGGGCAGGGCACUCUAAUCUGGAAUCUACCAAGAAGGUAGCAGAUAGACUCUUGGGAUUCCCUUCUUCCGUGCACAUCACUGAAUGAAGAGAGUCUUUUUGCACAAACUUCACUUGAAAUCGUGCCACUGAUGAUGACAAAUGGAAUGAGAGCCAAAAGAGUUUAGUUGGAAACAGUUGUAAAUUCAAUCUUCAGUUUAUUUAAUUGACUUUGCUGUCAGGUUGGAGACAUAUGCCAACAUUUCUUGUGUUGCCUGGCAUGUUUAGACAGCAGGCACCGUUUUCAUGGGAGUAUUGGGACUUCACCAUGCUGUGGAGGUUGGGAAGGAGCAGAGGCCUCAGCUGUCCUGCCUUUUCCUUAGGACGCUUCACUUUUCUCACAUCUCUUGCAUGACUUCAUGGUACCAGGGAUGAAUUUGCUAUGCUUUUCACCCAGAGCUGACAGGCUUGUGUUUUUUGCCAGAGUCCAUACAGCCAGUGGAGAACUAGAAUUCUACUGUAAUCAGAGUCUAGGAGAAAUUCCAAAUGGAAGUAGGCAGGGUCUGGAACCCAAAGGACAGCAUUUUCUACCCAUUUCUUAAUGUUGACAGCUUCCCAGUUCUAUUUAAAGUCCAAAAAAAUGUUUCCCAAAAGUUUGAAUUCUUUCACUGUAACGAUUUAUUGCAAAGAAUGUGGUUUGGGGAAUUAUUUUAUUUUAUAUUGUCAACAAACUUCAGAUUGUGUGCCGCUUUUCUCCUUCCCUGAAGGGUAUGUUCACUAGUUGGCAUUUUGAGAAUUGUUAAUAUACUUAACACUUUGAAGUUCCUAUUUGUAUUACUUUGUGAGAUCAAGGUGAUUAUGCUGCUUAAGGUCCAGGUACAACCUGUUUGUACCUUUUGAGACAUUUAUUUUUGCAGGUUACGGUUCCAUGUAUAAUUGCUAUGUUUUAUUUUGUGUUCCCUUACUAUACAAAUUUAAAGAAAAUGUCCCAUGCUUUUAACCAGUUCACAUUUUCUUAUCACUAAAGGCAAAAGUCAAAGCAUAGUUGUCUAUUAACACUCACGAGUUAAUUACGGGUUUAUGAAUCUAAUGUUAUUUGCUGCAAAUAUUAUGUGAACAUGAAGUAGCUAGUGUUUCUAUAGCAAUGAUAGUAUCUCCAGUGAUCUUUAAAAUGGUUAAGCUUUAAGGCACAGGGCAUUGUGAUCAUGAAUUCAGACCUCUGUACUAAGAUGUUGCAAGAAGUGCUGUCCAGUGAUUUGCCAUUUGAUAUAAAAUGAAUUAUAGGACACAUUUGACCUGUGAUGCUUAUCCAUCAGAGGAAAUACAUGCAGCUAUAACAUUUAGUGAAACUGACCCAAUUCCUCUACUAGAGGCUGUUUGCCAUUGCUAACAUUGGUGUCUCUGGUAUAGGAAUACUCAAGUAUGUAUGGCAUCGAUCUAUGCUCUAGAUAAUUUACGACAGCUACAUCAUAAGAAAUGUGUGAUGCUUUUCUGAAAAGGGAAAAAGCACAGGAUGAUUUUCUAUACCCACAACUGUGAGGUAUGAUGACUAUUUUAUUGUUUUCUGAAAUUACAUUUGAGUGUCACAUCUAGGGAAGUUGUAACUUUUAAGGCAAUUAAUUUCAUAUAUUUAGGAGGAAAACAGAAACACCCUAAUUUUGCCAAAUGGUUCUUACUGGGUUUGUCAUUUGGGUUUUACAAAGAAAAUAAUCCUGUUUGAAUCAUUUUGACUUUUGUUUUUAAGGAAGCAGGGAGACUCCCCAAGUUCUGAUAACCUCAGUGUGUUUCCCUAAUUUAAAGCCAUGUUGAGGGGCUCCAUUCCCAGUUUCUGGGUCAAGGUGAAUUAACCCCAAGUUGGAGCACUGGAAACUGUUAUUUGCAAAAAUUGCUGAUAUCAUUUAGAAAUAUGUGCACUACCUAAGUUUUUUGUUGAGAAAAACUAUCCACCUAUAAAAAAUUGCCUUGACAAGAAGUUCUGGUUUGACUAAUCAUUUUGCUUAAAAUAAGUAAGGAGUAUGCAAGGUGGAUCCCUGAUGAGCCAACAUUGCACUGUGGAUACAUAUCUAUGUUUAUGUGCUAUUAGAACAGAAGGUGCUGUAUAUAGAAAUGUUGCUUUGAAGCAAUAUUUGCAAAAUACACAGACUUCUGUAUCUGUAUUUGGAAAAAAUAAAACAAGUUCUUUA
This is a messenger RNA of Octodon degus (degu), 5441 nucleotides long. RefSeq names its product PHD finger protein 20 (gene Phf20). The coding region runs from base 271 to 3114 and encodes 947 amino acids. Lineage: Eukaryota; Metazoa; Chordata; Mammalia; Rodentia; Octodontidae. Gene Ontology annotation, biological process: regulation of transcription by RNA polymerase II. The record is from RefSeq and is a predicted model, not a curated record. The transcript has 17 exons. Gene Ontology annotation, cellular component: NSL complex; MLL1 complex.